Panonychus citri (citrus red mite) is the source of this 1177-nucleotide messenger RNA. RefSeq names its product ribose-phosphate pyrophosphokinase 2. Gene Ontology annotation, molecular function: ribose phosphate diphosphokinase activity; magnesium ion binding. Bases 86 to 1042 code for a protein of 318 amino acids. The record is from RefSeq and is a predicted model, not a curated record. The transcript has 3 exons. NCBI's taxonomy places the organism in Eukaryota, Metazoa, Arthropoda, Arachnida, Trombidiformes, Tetranychidae. Gene Ontology annotation, cellular component: cytoplasm; ribose phosphate diphosphokinase complex. Gene Ontology annotation, biological process: 5-phosphoribose 1-diphosphate biosynthetic process; purine nucleotide biosynthetic process; ribonucleoside monophosphate biosynthetic process.
GAGAUUUUUAAAUCAUUUGUUGACAAUUUUUGGUGUUGAUUGUUUGUGUUUUAAUUAUUAGCUUUUUGUUGUUAGCUGAAUAAUUAUGCCAAAUAUCAAAGUGUUUAGCGGUUCAUCUCAUCCUGAUUUGGCUCAGAAAAUUGGAGAACGACUUGGAAUUAAUUCUGGUAAAACUGUUCUAAAGAAAUUCAGUAACCAAGAAACUUCGGUUGAAAUUGGUGAAAGUGUUCGAGGUGAAGAUGUUUACAUAAUACAAUCGGGUUGUGGUGAAGUAAAUGAUCACCUAAUGGAACUUUUAAUCAUGAUUAAUGCCUGUAAAUUUGCAUCAGCUGCUAGAGUUACGGCUAUUCUACCAUGUUUUCCUUAUGCUCGACAAGAUAAAAAGGAUAAAUCUCGAGCCCCAAUUAGUGCUAAAUUAGUGGCCAACAUGCUUUCAGUGGCUGGAGCAGAUCACAUAAUCACCAUGGAUCUUCAUGCAAGCCAAAUUCAAGGAUUCUUUGAUAUUCCUGUGGACAAUUUAUAUGCUGAACCAGCGGUAUUAAAAUGGAUCAGAGAAAACAUUCCCGAUUGGAAACAAUGUGUAAUCGUCUCUCCUGAUGCUGGUGGAGCAAAACGAGUUACAUCAAUUGCCGAUAGACUAAAUGUGGAUUUCGCUUUGAUCCACAAGGAAAGGAAAAAGGCCAAUGAGGUCGCUUCCAUGACCCUUGUAGGUGAUGUCAAGGAUAGAACAGCCAUUUUGGUUGAUGACAUGGCCGAUACUUGUGGGACCAUUUGCCAAGCAGCUCAAAAGUUAAGAGAAGCUCAAGCGUCUAAAGUUUAUGCGAUCUUGACCCAUGGGAUUUUCAGUGGUCCUGCGCUACCAAGAAUUAAUUCAGCUUCAUUUGAAUCUUUAGUUGUUACUAAUACCAUUCCACAAGAAGAGAAUAUGAAAAGAUGCUCAAAAAUUCAGUGUAUCGACGUUAGCAUGAUCCUUGCCGAAGCCAUCAGGAGAACCCACAAUGGUGAAUCUGUCUCUUAUCUGUUCAGUCAUGUUCCCAUGUGAGAUGAUAUUAUUAAAGAAAUUGUGUUAAAAUCACCAAUCAAAUUAGAUUGACAAUCGAGAAAUCAAAUCGAAAUAUAUUAUCAUCUUAAUAUUGUAAUAAUAAUAAAGAGAAAACAACAAUCAAUUCAAAUUUGA